UGGCAGUGCGGGACGCUGCGUGGCCGGGCGCGGAGGGAUCCUGCUGUGCCUCCGCCCCGUCCGUCUUCGGGACCAGAUCGGGGCUGCCGUGACGUUGUCCCCACGGGUUUCUGUGUCCCUGUCCCCACGGUAGCCGGGUCCUGUCCCUACGGGCGGCAUCUCCUCAUCCUUAGAGGCUGUGGGUGGUGGGUGAGGGACUAUUUUUUUUUUCGGCGGAAGGUCACGGAGGGGCGGUGCGAAUGCUGUGUGGAGGUCUAAGGUGCGCCGCGCCGCCAUUUUCCCCUCAGGCGGGCGGGACCGUGCGGGGUGGCUUUCGCUUCUAUUGCAGCCCUAUCCCGCCGCCUCUGCUGUCUCCUGGGGCUGUGUUCACCGUCCUCGGUGAUGACCCCGGCACGGGGGUAGAUAUGGAUCUUUGAUCCCCGCCUCCUCUUCCCUGCCGCCUGCGGGACUCGCCUCAGGACAGGGCAGGGCAGGGUGCGGGGCAAGCCGGACCCAAAGGGGGCUCGGCCUUUCUCUUUCGCCGGCCUUUAUCUCAUCGCUGCCUCCGAAGUGCAGAGCCAGGGCAAGGACCCUCCGGGCAUGUACGCGUUGCCUGUUAGCUCAGCAUUUACAAUUUAAAAGGUUCUGUUCACAGAGCUGUCCUGCUCCUACGGUUCUCUUACCGUUCUAUGUCCCUUCACUUGAGGCAAUGAGAGGCGGCCAAGGCAGCAGUAAAGGCAGCCCGCUGUGCUUGUGCAGGGCGAUACGGGAGCCUACAUGGCUGAACAAGAUUUUGAGAGGACUGAUGCAUGUGUGAGAGAGCUUAUAUUUGUCACAGAGUGAUUAAAAUGUAUUUCCUCAAAGCUGCUGCAGAGCCUCGUGUUUGGGCACAGAGAGUGUGAAUUUUAGCAGACUAAUCCAACCAUGGAUAGUGUGAAUAGCUCAGAGGGUCCCUGGCUACAAAGAUUUGCAAAUGGGAAGCCUUUGAGAAAACCCAAACAGCAACAGCCUUGGAAGGCAGCACCUGAUCAAAGCCGAGACAUGAUUGCUUCUGUUCAGUGCCUCUUGGACAGAGAAAAUUUUGUGAGGGAGGUGGACAGAUAUUUGAGGCACUGUGAUUUCCUAGAUCUGAGAAAGACAGAGCUUCUGUACAAAAAAUACCUUGAGGAUGUUUCAGAGCCAUUUAUGCAGAAAAUGAAGGACCAAAUGCACAGCCAGUCAGAGGAAGAAGUGCAGAAAAGGAGACAAGAACAAUUCUCUCAGUAUUUGAACUACUGUGCAAAGAAGGGCUAUGUGUUUUUGGAUCAUUAUGACCCAUCCGAGUACGAUCCAUUCUUCCAGAAGACGUGCAGAGACUGCUGGAAGGAUGAUAGUCAUCAACCAGCACAAUGACAGAGAGAGCCAGUGAUGCCACCUGUCCUCCAGCUGACCACAGCAGAAAGGACAGCCAUCAAAGGUACCAGUUACAAAACAGGUCAUGUGCACUGCCAAAGCAAGUGAGAACAGGCCAGGUCUUUGGACAAACUGCAAUAAACUUACUGUCUUAAACAUGUAGUUCUGAAAUACUGUUACCCAGCAGCCAAAUAAAUGUCUGGGAUGCUGCUCCUUUUCUUACCAUAUCCAGUUCAACAUUCUACAAAACCUGCUAUUUUAAGAGGUUUAACUUGGGCUGAGCUCAAUAAAGAUAAUGCUGCUGUUCUCUCCUGGAGACAGUGUCCAAGCAGUAAAUCAAACUUUAAACAUACAUUGUAUAUGUUUUGAGCAGGCAGGCAAUAAAUAGGGGAGAAGAAAUGGGAAGUGGUGUAUAAAACAUCUGGUGCUUUUUGGAGAGUUGGCAGCUGCUGCCAGUGUGCUCAAACCUGUCCCUCUCCUGUGCCAGUCCCAUCUCCCUGCUGGGGUGGCUGCUCAGCACCUCUGGGCUCAAAGCCUGGAAACAGAACAUUUUCUGUCCUCCAAACUCUCAUUGUACAUACACAGUCUCUCAAGAGUUGCCAAGAGUUGAGUUUUAUUUAGGAUUAGAAAUACUGAACCACAGAAAACUGUUAAAUAUAACAGAGGUUGACUCAGUAACAGGAGGGUGCACAGAUGGUGACGGGGUGGGAAACUGCCAGACUUCAGGAGGAAUUUCUGCACCCGUGGAAAACAGGGCCACAGGCUGCUCAGAAUUGCAUGCUGUGCUUCUGCAACAAAGCAGUU
This is a messenger RNA of Parus major (Great Tit), 2175 nucleotides long. RefSeq names its product family with sequence similarity 228 member B (gene FAM228B). The transcript is spliced from 6 exons. Bases 904 to 1371 code for a protein of 155 amino acids. The record is from RefSeq and is a predicted model, not a curated record. Lineage: Eukaryota; Metazoa; Chordata; Aves; Passeriformes; Paridae.